Alternaria ventricosa is the source of this 2541-nucleotide messenger RNA. RefSeq lists its product as uncharacterized. The transcript has 4 exons. NCBI's taxonomy places the organism in Eukaryota, Fungi, Ascomycota, Dothideomycetes, Pleosporales, Pleosporaceae. Bases 1 to 2541 code for a protein of 846 amino acids. The record is from RefSeq and is a predicted model, not a curated record.
AUGCACAAUGCGACUAUUGACGAAGAACUUGCCAACGAUCGUUGGUAUGCCUUGAAGCACGAGGAAGUUAAGGUCUUGGUCGAACAAUUGUGCGACAAGCUCACGAGUGCGAUGCAGAAGUAUUCGUCCGUCGACCAACGCUUCCAGGAUCUGAUCGAUGCAGCAAACAUCGCAAGGAAACUACCUGACAUCAGAUAUUACAGUGUGGCAGUACUUGGAGAGCAAGGUAUUGGUAAGAGCUCUCUUAUCAAUGCAUUAUUCGAACGAGGCCUGCUGGAUCGAUCGGGUUCUUCGAAGGCAUGCACUGCGUACGCAACGGUGCUUGAGUAUAAGCUCGGCGCUCCCGACCACACUACUCUGAGCGAUCUCCUAGUUGUGUUCUUCACCGAAAAGGAAAUCAAGGACUCUAUCAAAGAACAAAUGGAUCGCUGGGUCGAGGUCUAUCCCGGCGUCGACAAGAAUCGCCAAACUCUCCAAGGUGAAGACGAGAACGAUCCUGACGACAACAAUGCUACUCAGCCGCCAAGUAAAACGACUUCCAAGACCAUGUCGCGUGCUAUCACCACCGCUAAGGAAUUUUUCGAGAUCAUCUUCAACGUACAGAAAGAUAAGCAGGCGGGUGUCGAGCUUGAGAGGAUGCUAUAUCAUACGAACAUCAAAGAGGGAAACUUCUUCAAUGAUUGUUGCAAACGUGCCAAUGAUCGAUUCGCGCAACUUGCAACAGACAUGAGUGAAAUGGACCUUCACAACCGAACUGCACACUUCAAGAAUAUUCCCGACAACAGACUGGGCAGAAAAACAGCCAGAGUCAAGGAGUUGUGGCCAUUUGUGAAGGUCGUAACCAUUGCGACCGGCCACAUACUUUUGCGGCAUGGUUUACGCCUCUUCGAUUUACCAGGCUAUGGUGAUACGAGAGCGAACAAGACUAUACUAGUAAUGAACAAGGCCGAUGAACUCAUCAACGAAGACAACAUGGGUACACAAAUUCGACAGAUCAACGAACAACCCUUCCCAGCUUUGAACGCACGCUUAGAGACCAUUGAUAAACUCUAUGAAGAAGGGGAUGCCGAUGAUGAUGUGAUCUCCGACAUGCUAGAUGAGUUACUGAGAGAGGCCACGAUUGCUUACAUAAAGUAUGAGACAGCAAAUGUGCAGAGACAGAUGCAGCCCAAAAGAAUCAAGGUCUUCUCAGUAUCUGCACUGGCUCACACCUCAUCAAGAAGCCGCAUUCAGAGAGACACUCCGAUUCUUGACGAUACCACGGCUGGAAUCUACGCGUUAAGGCACUUCCUGGCUAAAUUGCCGGUAGCCACGAACUAUGGAAAUUUCUACGAACAUGUCUACGCCACGCUACCUUCAUUCCGAAGACAAGCUGAACGACCUUUGGAGAAGCACAUAGAAGACAAAAGUUAUGCUAAGAUGCGACGCGACUUGAAGGCUCAGAUCCAACCACUUCGAUACAACUUGAAGAAUCUCGUUGACAGUCCUCUGCAGUCUCUGGUAGGAAAGCCUUGGUCUCAAAACGAGGAACAGAGUAUCAUAAGUGGCAUACAGCAGCUGGUGCAGAACUCGUGGGUUCAUCCCUUGAUCUACUACCCGGGCUUUGCGAAGAUGCUCGCGGAGAACGGCAAACCAGUCUCCGGCAAAUACAAGGGCUAUAACAUGAACUACGAGCUGCUUGGUACCAUGAAAAGGUUUCUGGACAAUUGGUAUAACAACUUGGACGCCAGCACCGUGGAAUUCGCUAUGAGUUUGGAUAGGGUGCUCCAAAAGCUGUUGCAGGACACUCGAUCGGCCAUCACACAGUCAUCCGCGCAUCCAGAUCUGAAGCUAAGAGCUACUGAAGAGUUGGACCUUGUAAUACGACGCAUUCAGGCGGCCUAUGACAUGCUGCUCACUAGUCUUCGCGUCUCGCUUGGAGAAACUCAUCUGCGAUUCACCACGGAGAUCGACAUCUACUGUCCAAUAGCAACUGCAAUGAAGGCCUCCUACGACCGAGCCUCGGAUCGGAACAUGGUUGGCGCUGGCCCAGGAAUCUACAACAGACAACGACAAGCACUCCAGAACUCGAUCAUCGGCAACCCAACCCAUGGAAACUACGGCUAUGGUCCUCCCGGUGAGGCGUUGCGUCCGCUUCUCCAGGAAAUUGGGGACAAAAUCCAGACUCAGCAGAGAGAUGCGUGGAAGACCGAUUGCGAGGCUUUCGUCACCAGCACUGUUGACUUUGUUGAGGGAUUCUCAAACACUGCUGAACAGCUUCUCAUGAACUCCGCAUAUGUGACUGAAGAGCACAAGCAAGCUCGUGGCGAGUUGAGAAAGCUGCUUAAUGAUUUCGAUAUCAGCCUUGAAGAUGUUCAGAGUCGAUUUGUCGGAGGAGAAGAGGAGCAUACUGAGAAGAAGAUCAAGCGGGAGGAGACGGAAGAUGAGGCACCGGUCGCACCAUCUACUCUCGAUCCGCUGGUCCCUUCCGUACCGAUCUCGCAGAAUGAAGGUUGGACUCAAUUCCGCGAGUGGUUUGGUGGCAGUCGCCCUGGACAGUGA